Messenger RNA from Paramecium primaurelia, 1485 nucleotides. NCBI's taxonomy places the organism in Eukaryota, Ciliophora, Oligohymenophorea, Peniculida, Parameciidae. The record is from the annotation of a GenBank genome assembly.
CAUGUAUAAAUCUGUCACUCUAUUAAAACAUCUUGUAGCUAAUGCUAGUUUAGGUUUUGUGUAUUUUGGAUACUCUGUUGGUUAUUUGAAUCCUGCAUUAUAAACAGUAGACGUAGUUUUUGGAAUCACAGAAAAUGUUGAUUAUUUUAAUGGUCUAUUGUCAGGUAUUUAAUAUUCUAACUUAGCAAUUAUGACUAUUGGAGCUGCAAUUGGAGUUUUAAUUAUGCCUAAUAUGUUGCAAUAUUUUAGUAGAAGACAAUCAUUAAUUAUUUUGGAUUUCUUUGGAAUUUUUGGAUAUGGAAUUUAAUUAGUUGGUGAUUGGAAUUUUCUUGUUAUUGGGAGAUUUGUAGCAGGAGUAGUACUAGGCCUUAAUUCAGCAUUAGUAAAUAAAUUAAUCAAAUUAUAUUAAGGUUCCCGUUUAUGUUAACGAGUUUAGUCCUCCAGAACUUCAAGGAGCAUUGGGUUCUAUCAUGACUAUGUCUGGUAGUUUUGGUUUGUUUCUUUCUUUCACAAUAGGAUUAUGGUAUAUUGCAAUAAUUAUAUUUUAUUUAGGUAUAAAUAAAGUCCAACCAUAGAUGAUCAAUAUUGGAGAGUUGGAUUUUCUUUUCCUUUGUUAGUUUGUGCCUAUCGUACUUACAAUCUCAUUAGUAACUUUAAAUUAGAUUCACCGAAUUAUUAUAUCAGUGUAAAUGAUGAAACAAAUGCUAUCGAAUCAAUAAAAAUGAUAUAUUAAGAAUAAUACAUAUAAGGUGUAUUAAAAUAAACAAAAUAAAAUCAAAAGUAUUGAAAUUAUUCAAAUGUAGACAAAAUACAAAUUAAAAUGAAUCAUAUAAAGAUUUGUUUUAUGGAAGAUUAUUUAGAAAUUUAGUUAGAAUAUCUUUAUUAGCAUGCAUAGGACAAAUGCUAGGAAUUAAUGCUGUUAUAUUUUAUUCAACAUAAAUUUUUAAUGAGAUUACAAAUAAUGAUGUUUAGAAAUCAAAUAUUUUAAAUCUCUUUAUACCUUUAUUAGGCAUUCUUGGAGCAUUUUUAAUGGGUUUUAUAUUAAAUAGAAUGACCAGAAAAAACUUCUUUUUAUUAGGAGCUGUAGCAUGUGUAUUAGUAGAAUUACCUCUUGGAUAUAUGACAUCACUAUAAGAAUAACCAGCUAUUCUAAUAGUAGUAUUUAUAUUACUCUUUAUUUUGUUAUUUUCUACAACAAUAGGACCAGCAUUUUGGGUAAAUUAUAAUUUUAAAUAAUAGGUUGUAAUGCCAGAAAUGGUUUCUCCAAAAGGUGUUUGUCUUGCAACAAGUGUGAAUUGGCUUGGCACAGCUAUUGUGGGUCAAUUCUUUCCAAUACUAGUCUCUUCUUUCAGCAUAUCUGUUUGUUUUUACAUUUUUUCAUUUGCAGGAAUCUUAGGGAUAAUAUACAUAUAAUAUGAUUUUAAAACAGAUCCAAAAAAUGUAGACACUUAAUAAAAUACGGAAUUGGUGAUUUUAAAUUAAUGA